UCCUUAUCGCAGAUUUUUGAACGUCCAGAUCCCGAUAUGCUAACAGGGCUCGUCCCAGCAAUUGGUCAACCUGAUGGUGAUGGUGAUGGUGAUGCCACGAGGCUCCCGUUGCUUGCUGUGCAAGCCAACUUGUUCGAGUGUGGAGGAAUGGCAAUAGGGUUGAAUUUCUCACAUAGGGUUGUUGAUGGCACCACAUCUAGCGCCUUCAUCAGUUGUUGGGCCAAAACAGCCCUUGAUGAUUGUCACGAUGAUCAGGCACCCUUCAUGGUCCCAAAAUUUGAUGCUGCAUCUUAUUUUCCACCAUUAGAUUUCUUAAACUCAUCACAGCCAUCACCACCCAAUCUGGUGGGCAUCAAGUACAUAACAAAGAGGUUUGUGUUUGAUGCCUCAAGGAUUGCCACCCUCCAAUCACAUUUGUCCAUUGCAACGGCACCUCAUGCACCGACACGUGUCCUCGUAGUUUCAGCACUCAUUUGGAAAUGUGCUAUGGAAGCAUCAUCCAAAUCAUCAAACAUACCAUUGGGGUCAAGACCAUCUUCGUUCAAAAUGGCUAUGGACUUGCGCAGACGAUUUGAGCCACCCUUCCCACAAAACUUGGGUGGGAACGUUGUUGCUAAUUUAGUAGUCGUCGCUACACCAUCGUUAUUAAAAGGUCAAGAAGAGAAUGACGAUGAGACCAUAGAUCUAAAAGACUUGGUUGCCAAACUCAGGAAAGGGCUUGAACAGCAGAAAGAAACUUAUCCUACAAAACUACCAUUUGAUUCUAUUAAGGCAUGGCAAUGGGAUCAGGAAUGUCAAAAGUUGACAGGGAAUGUUGACAUGUACCAUUUAUGCCCUGGAAGUUGGUGUAGGUUUCCUUUUUAUGAAGCUAAUUUCGGAUUGGGAAAGCCGGCAUGGGUGAGCAUUCCUAGUAUUGGACUUAAGGAUUUGGUCAUUUUGAUUGAUAAAAGAGAUGGCAAGGGAAUAGAAGCAAUGUUGAGUGUUAGUGAAGAGAUCAUGGAGCAUUUUGAAAGCAACCCGGAGCUGCUUAAAUAUGCUUCUGUAAAUCCAAAGGUCAUGUAGCACUAAGU
Prunus mume (Japanese apricot) is the source of this 1070-nucleotide messenger RNA. RefSeq names its product akuammiline synthase 1-like. The record is from RefSeq and is a predicted model, not a curated record. Lineage: Eukaryota; Viridiplantae; Streptophyta; Magnoliopsida; Rosales; Rosaceae.